Molecule: messenger RNA, 690 nt
Organism: Cydia pomonella (codling moth)
Lineage: Eukaryota; Metazoa; Arthropoda; Insecta; Lepidoptera; Tortricidae
Product: keratin-associated protein 19-2-like
Exons: 2
Coding region: 1-690 (229 amino acids)
Source: RefSeq, a predicted model, not a curated record
AUGUUCGAAAAGGUCGCCUUAAUUACCUGUUUGUUGGGCCUUUCCCACGCUGGAGGGCUUAACUCCGGUCCCGGUGUUCUCAGUUACGGUUCAAAUUCAGGCCUAGCUGGUACCGGUGCUAGUGGUUACGGUCCAAAUCUAGGCCUAGCUGGAUCCGGUGCUAGUGCUUACGGUCCAAAUCUAGGCCUAGCUGGUCCCAGUGCUAGUGGUUACGGUUCAAAUCUAGGCCUAACUGUUCCCGGUGCUCUCACUUACGGUUCAAAUCUAGGCCUAGCAGGUACCGGUGCUAGUGGUUACGGUUCAAAUCUAGGCCCAGCUGGUCAAGGUGCCUAUGGAGCCAACGGUGCUCGCGGUUACGCCGGUCGCCUUAGCUACGGAGCGAACCUAGGCUACGGCGGGACAGGACUUGGAUACGUAGGUUCCGGUGCCGGCUACGGUGGUUACGGCUCUGGCUAUGGAUCAAUAUUGGGUUAUAAUGGCUACGCUGGAUACCCUGUCUCUUCGAAUCAAUACAGCAACAACUCCAAUCCCGGCUUGUCGGCCGGCGGAGCCUAUGGAACUGGCGCCUACGCUGGUUAUAGCGGCUACGGUGCCUACGGACAAGGUACCUAUGGAGCUGGUGCCUACGGAGCUGGCGCCUACGAAACUGGGGCCUACGGGAACAGUGCCUACGGUAACUACGGUGGCUGA